Messenger RNA from Chelonia mydas (Green sea turtle), 6392 nucleotides. It is a transcript of the gene CYTH3, whose product is annotated as cytohesin 3. NCBI's taxonomy places the organism in Eukaryota, Metazoa, Chordata, Testudines, Cheloniidae. Gene Ontology annotation, biological process: regulation of ARF protein signal transduction. The transcript is spliced from 13 exons. The record is from RefSeq and is a predicted model, not a curated record. The coding region runs from base 171 to 1367 and encodes 398 amino acids. Gene Ontology annotation, molecular function: guanyl-nucleotide exchange factor activity.
AGAGGGGGCGGGCGGCUUGGGGAGAGGCAGCAGCUGCUGCUGCCAGGGCUGCGCUCGGGGCGGCUGCUGUGGGUGAGCGUCUGAGGGGGGCGACGGGACAGGGGCUGGGGACACCCCCGGGCCCCGCUCAGCCUCUACUGCUCCCGAGAGUCCUGCUCACGGCGCCCGACAUGGACGAAGAAGGCGGCGGCGGCGGUGGCGUACCGGAUGAUCUCUCCAUAGAAGAAAGAGAAGAACUUUUAAACAUUCGUCGCAGGAAAAAAGAACUAAUUGAUGAUAUUGAGAGGUUAAAAUUUGAAAUAGCAGAGGUUAUGACAGAAAUUGAUAAUUUGACUAGUGUAGAAGAAAGCAAAACUACACAGAGAAAUAAGCAAAUAGCUAUGGGAAGGAAGAAAUUCAACAUGGACCCUAAGAAGGGGAUCCAGUUUCUUAUAGAAAAUGACCUGCUGCAGAACACUCCAGAAGACAUUGCACAGUUCCUCUAUAAAGGGGAAGGACUAAAUAAAACUGUAAUUGGAGAUUACCUUGGUGAGAGAGAUGAAUUUAAUAUUAAAGUUCUUCAGGCUUUUGUUGAACUCCAUGAGUUUGCUGAUCUCAAUCUUGUACAAGCCUUAAGGCAAUUCCUAUGGAGUUUCAGACUUCCAGGAGAGGCUCAGAAAAUUGAUCGUAUGAUGGAAGCUUUUGCUUCACGCUAUUGCCUUUGUAACCCUGGAGUCUUUCAGUCUACAGAUACAUGCUAUGUGCUAUCAUUUGCAAUCAUUAUGUUAAAUACUAGUCUACACAACCAUAAUGUAAGAGAUAAACCAACAGUGGAGCGGUUUAUAUCUAUGAAUCGUGGCAUUAAUGAAGGUGGGGACCUUCCAGAAGAACUGCUACGGAAUUUGUAUGAAAGUAUUAAAAAUGAGCCAUUUAAAAUUCCAGAAGAUGACGGGAAUGAUCUAACACAUACAUUUUUUAAUCCAGACAGAGAAGGUUGGCUACUGAAAUUAGGGGGAAGAGUAAAAACAUGGAAGCGGAGAUGGUUUAUUCUGACCGAUAAUUGCCUGUAUUAUUUUGAAUACACAACAGACAAAGAACCUAGAGGAAUUAUUCCUUUAGAAAAUCUUAGUAUAAGAGAAGUUGAGGAUCCAAGAAAACCAAACUGCUUUGAGCUCUAUAACCCCAGCCAUAAAGGUCAAGUAAUUAAAGCCUGUAAAACUGAAGCUGAUGGUAGAGUGGUAGAAGGCAACCAUGUUGUGUACAGGAUAUCUGCCCCCACCCCCGAAGAGAAGGAAGAGUGGAUCAAAUCUAUUAAAGCAAGUAUCAGCAGGGAUCCCUUUUAUGAUAUGCUGGCAACAAGAAAGAGAAGAAUUGCUAAUAAAAAAUAGCACUUAACAUGGGCCACUUAUGGACCUGCACUAGUUAAUGUAUAAAUGGAUCAGUCAAGUGAUAAGGUAAAGUAAAAAUGAAGCAAGCUGAAUGAAAACCGUUAUUAGAAAUAUAUACAUUUUCUUACAUUAUAUCCCUUUGUAAGAUUAUCCAAGAUUAUUAUUAUUUUGCAUACAGGACUGGAGCAAAAUUCUCAAGGGACAAUUGCAAGGAAUGAUUGUAAUGGAAUUUCAUUUACACUAACUGAAAACAUAGAAGCCUUAUGUGCAUUUUUAUUUGUUGCAAUUUCACCCUUCUGGGGAGAAAAUAUUUCAGGAUAAUAUGAUAUUCUUCUGCCUGUUCCUUGAGCAUAUUGCUCAUAACAGGAGAUGUUGUCGUAAGGACUUUGACAAACUAACACCUCACUGUAAUACAGCACUCAGAACUGGUGUACAGGGCUACUCAGCACUUUUUUUUCUUUAUACAAAAAAACCUUGAUACUAGUUUUGAAAACAUAUCCUUAGCAAUGCAGCAGCAUUCUAACCUUCCUUUGUAGAAAAUGAAUGGCUAAUGUGAUGAGCUUUUAGAAUUUCUCCCUAAAUGGUGAAUAAUAGUAGCUUUAAAAUAUACCUUUUAAUAUUAGACUGUUAUCUAUACAGUUAACUCCUUGGCCCAAGCAGUAGGAUGUGCACUGAAAAUAUUGCAGCUACAAAGGCAAGGGUUCAUGGGCUGCAGAUGUGACUUUGAGGACAGAUAGUUUUUCUUAAGCAGGCUAAACUUGUUGCUAAAGGAUUUGCAUUAUUACUGAGAAUCUCUGAUUUGUGUAUCGGUAAAAUGCUCCACAGUUAAACUGUUUUCUUUAAAGAAGGGGCAGUGUUAAGUUCUUAUUUGUGGAUGUAGCCCCAUGAAAGUCAAUAGGAUUAUUUGUGUGAGUAAAGAGAGCAGAAUUUGGUCCUUUACUUGGUUAACAAAAACCUGGAAUAAAGCAAACUGAAUGUCUCUGUUUUAUUUUUAAACAUGGCUUCUCACAUUUGUGCCUCAGUGGCUUAAAACUGGGGAGAAGAGAGAAUAGAAAACCCUAAUUAUCUAAAUGUUUGAUCUCAUGCCAUCAACUCUACUAAAAUCCUUAUCAAGAUAUUUGAAAGUAAAUGGUUAUCUGAGAUAACUGGUUGAAUGUCUCUUGUAGGAUUCGAUUAGAUAUUGCUUCAUAACAUCCAUUUUCUAAGACACACAAACUUAUCAUCUAGCCUGCUUUAUUGAAACAUUUUAUUUUUUAAAUUAUACAAAAAUAUUUGAUUGGGGUAAAAUCCUUAAUUUUACGAUGGAAAAUAUUUUUUUGACCCUGCUCCUGUGUUCAUGCUCUUGUAGCUUUCCAUAUAUUAUUUCAACCUGCGCCAUGGCAUCUGUGCCUUUAGUGCUUUAGAGCUUCCAUAUUGGGACAAACAAAACACAACUGUUGACUUAAACGUACAAAAGCAACUUUGACUACAGUGUAGGGAAUUAUUCUGCACUGGGAGAAACUUGGACAAGAUUACCUACAAGUCUUUCAUCUCUAACUUCAAUUAAAGCCAAGGCUUCCAUCUUACUAACUUGCCUUGUGCUGUGUGGAACCUAAGAGCAGCAUGUGAAUACUGUGGGCACUGUCUGCCUUCAGAUGGGCUGAUAAAAAAGAACAGAGGAGAAGCCCCCACACAAAAAAAAUCAAAAAAGGAAGUUCUGUUAUUUCUUUAAAAGGAGUAUUAAGAUUAAUGCUCAGUUAUGACAGCUUUGAAACCAUGAAGGAGGGAUGGCAUCUCCCAUCCAUGGAGCCAGGACUUCAAGGUCAGUUGUGGACUCUGUGCAUAAUUGGAACUUUAAAAAUUAGAGUAUUCAACUGCACAACUCUCAUAUCACAGCCUGUUUCUCCUUUCGCUCCCCUUAAUUUUAAAAAAGUCUAACUUAAGAUAGGGCUGUCAAGCGAUUAAAAAAAUUAAUCGCACUGUUAAACAGUAAUAGAAUACCAUUUAUUUAAAUAGUUUUGGAUGUUUUCUACAUUUUCAAAUAUAUUGAUUUCAAUUACAACACCCUACAAAGUGUAUAGUGCUCACUUUGUAUUUUGAUUACAAGUAUUUGCACUGUAAAAAAAAAUAGUAUUUUUCAAUUCACCUAAUACAAGUACCAAAGUGCCAUCUCUUGAGCAUGAAAGUUGAACUUACAAAUGUAGAAUUAUGUGCAGAAAAUAACUGCAUUCAAAAAUAGAACAAUGUAAAACUUUAGAGCCUGCAAGUCCACUUAGUCUUACUUCUUGUUCAGCCAAUCACUCAGACAAACAAGUUUAUUUACAUUUGCAGGAGAUAAUGCUGCCCACUUCUUGUUUACAGUGUCACCUAAAAGCGAGAACAGGUGUUCUCAUGGCCGUUGUAGCCAGUGUUGCAAGAUAUUUAUGUGCCAGAUGCAAUAAAGAGUCAAAUGUCCCUUCAUGCUUUAACCAUCUUUCCAGUGAACAUAUGUCCAUGCUGAUGACGGGUUCUGAUCGAUAACAGUCCAAAGCAGUAUGGACCGUCGCAUGUUUACGUUCAUCUUCUGAGUCAGAUGCCACCAGCAGAAGGUUGAUUUUCUGUUUUGGUGGUUCAGGUUAUGUAGUUUCCUCCUCGGAGUGUCUCUCUUUUAAGACUUUUGAAAGCAUGCGCCACACCUCAUCCCUCUCAGAUUUUGGACGGCACUUCAGAUUCUUAAAUCUUGGGUCGAGUGUUGUAGCUAUCUUUUGAAAUCUCACAUUGAUAUAUUCUUUGCCUUUUGUCAAAUUUGCAGUGAAAGUGUUCUUAAAAUGAACAACAUGUGCUGGGUCAUCAUCCAAAACUGCUAUAACAUGAAAUAUAUGGCAGAAUGCAGGUAAAACAGAGCAGGGGACAUAACAUUCUCUCCCAAGGAGUUCAGUCAGACACAUUUAAUUAAUGCAUUAUUCUUUUAACAAGCAUCAUCAGCAUGGAAGCAUGUCCUCUGGAACGGAGGCCAAAGCAUGAAGGGGCAUACGAAUGUUUAGCAUAUCUGACACAUUUGUAGCGGGUCUUGCAAAUGCCUGUUCUCACUUUCUGUUGACAUUGUAAAUAAGAAGAGGGCAGCAUUAUCUCUCGUAAAUGUGAACAAACUUGUUUGUCUUAGUGACUGGCUGAACAAGGAGGACGAUUGAGUGGACUUGUAGGCUCUGAAGUUUUACAUUGUUUUAGCAUGCAGUUAUGUAACAGUCUUCAUUUGUUAGUUGCACUUUUACGACACAGUGUGCACUACUGUACUCGUAUGAGGUGAAUUGAAAAAUACUUUCUUUCACAGUGCAAAUAUUUGUAAUCAAGAAUAAUAUACUUUGAUUUCAAUUACAACACAGAAUACAAUCUAUAUAAAAAUGUAGAAAGACAUCCGAAGUAUUUAAUACACUUCAAUUGGUAUUCUAUUGUUUAACAGUGUGAUUAAUCGCAAUUAACUCAAAAAUUUAAUCAUGUGAGCGAGUCAACUGCAAUUAAUUGACAGCCCUAAAAAGUAUGUUUUGUUAAGAACAGGGUGUUAGGGAGGGCUUGGCUGGAAACAUUUGGAUUUGUCACCAUUCCUAUUACAAAUCCAAACCAUGGUUGUUAAGAUGUAAAACUGUAAACAAAUCAUUUUAAUCAUUAAAGUAGUCUAGAAGGUUACAAAAGCAUUGAUGGGCUAUGAACACUUUCUGUACCAGUCCUUACAUCCCUGAAAAACACAAUCCUUUGAAAACAGUCUUCUUAUUGUCAAGGAUAUUUGUCUAUAAGCAUGAAGGAAAUGCCUUAAGAGAUGUGAUCUGCUGUAUUUAGUCUGAAACUUUUCAUACCCUGUAAUUCUAACACUAGGAAUGGUGUGUAACUAUGGUAUGUUAUAGCAAGAAAUAUAUAUACUAUUCUUUAGCAUUUAAAAAAGUCAUUUUAAGAAGCAGCAACUUAUGUCAAUUUUUUUAUUCUGAAUGAAAGAUUAAAUAUGGUGCUCAAUAUAAUUAAUUUACCACCAAAGGUGCCAGUAGCAUUUUUGUGUAAGAAUAUUUUAUUUCAAUUGUUCUCUGUAGCAUUAUUCACAGGGAUUGAAAUUGAGCCAACAUUUCCACUGGCCUUAAGGCUAGUAAAGAAUUAAUUUGCAAGGAAAAAUGGUUUAUGAAAAUUUUGGCCAGAUUAAGUACUGUCCAUGAGGGGAUGAAAAGCCCUCUCUUGUGAGGAUUUAAGGUUAGGAUGAGUUUAAGGCAAGCCACCAUUAUGGCCUAAAGCACCACUUGUUUUUGCUGGCCUGGCCUCAGAAAAAGCAAUCUAAUUGCAGUUGACUUCCCUAUUCCUGUUUUUGUAUUGAAAAAUCUUCCUAUUUUUCAGUUCUUAAGAGGUUCUCAUAUAGCAGAGUUGUUUUUUUAUACUACCCAUUAAGCAACAUAGGGACAGGAGGCAGAGAUCCUGGCAACAGACUGCUGCUUCUGCUACUUUUCUGGCCCCUGCCAGCAUCCAUAACUUUCAUGGCCCUAGGUCACUACUAAUUUCAACUUCAGUUAGUGUCAUCUAGGGAAGAAAAUGUAUAUAAUACUGAAGAUCAGCUGGACUGAUUUAAAGGCUACAUAACCUGACAAAAAGCUCUUUUUAGUCAGUCACUUAACAUUUUGAAGCAUAUGGUACAAAACCACCUUUUUAAACUCAGCAUUUAUAAUGCUUCAUAUAUAGAGCAAUGCAUAUUUUUAAAUUUUAUUACAUAUCUAUCUAGAUAUGCUUGCUGGAAAAGUUAGGUCUCUUGUAGAUGAGAAGCUAUAAAUUGUGGUUUACCAGUUUAUUUCUAUAUUUUCUUGGAAAGCAUUUCUAUUUACAGUUCACUAUAAAGUUAUUGUAAAUACUGUACAGCUAUGUAUUGAUUUGUUACGCAUUGUACACAAUUUGCAUGAAAAUUAUGUAUCAAGUAAGUCUGAGGUAAUAUUAUGGCUGUGUAAAUCCAUUGCAAAUAUUAAUGGGCUCGUUUACCAGUAAGAUGAUUAAACUGUGGUGAGAUUUCAUUUUGAAAAAUAAAAUAAAGUAUGAAACUAU